Messenger RNA from Mucor velutinosus, 1437 nucleotides. RefSeq lists its product as uncharacterized. Gene Ontology annotation, cellular component: membrane; Sec61 translocon complex. NCBI's taxonomy places the organism in Eukaryota, Fungi, Mucoromycota, Mucoromycetes, Mucorales, Mucoraceae. Gene Ontology annotation, molecular function: signal sequence receptor activity; ribosome binding; transmembrane protein transporter activity. The record is from RefSeq and is a predicted model, not a curated record. The transcript is spliced from 4 exons. Gene Ontology annotation, biological process: SRP-dependent cotranslational protein targeting to membrane, translocation; post-translational protein targeting to membrane, translocation. Bases 1 to 1437 code for a protein of 478 amino acids.
AUGGGUUUCAGGAUUCUACAUCUUGUUCAGCCAUUCAUGGCUAUUCUUCCAGAAAUUGCUUCCCCUGAUCGCAAGGUUCCUUUCAACCAAAAGGUAAUGUGGACAGCAGUUACAUUGUUCAUUUUCUUGGUCAUGUCGCAAGUCCCUCUUUACGGUAUCAUGUCCUCUGAUUCUGCAGAUCCUCUGUUUUGGAUGAGAGUUAUUCUUGCUUCUAAUCGUGGUACUCUUAUGGAAUUGGGUAUCACUCCCAUCAUUACGUCAGGCAUGAUCAUGCAACUUUUAUCUGGUGCCAACAUCAUUGAAGUCGAUUACAGUUUAAAGGAAGACAGAGCAUUAUUCAGUGGUGCUCAAAAAUUGUUUGCUAUGCUCAUUGCUUUUGGCCAUGCUACUGUUUCCGUUUUGACUGGUCUCUACGGUAAUCCUAGUGACAUUGGAGCUGGUGUUUGUUUGAUUUUGAUUAUUCAGCUUGUCGUUGCUUCAUUUAUUACCUUGUUGUUGGAUGAAUUAUUACAAAAGGGCUAUGGUCUUGGUUCUGGCAUCAACCUUUUCAUUGCCACCAACAUUUGUGAAACUAUCUUCUGGAAGGCACUCUCUCCUACUACCAUGGACAGUGGUCGUGGUGAUGAAUUUGAAGGUGCCCUUAUUGCAUUGGUACAUCUCUUGUUGACUCGUAAGGAUAAGACUCGUGCCUUGAAGGAGGCCUUCUAUCGUACCAACAUGCCCAACGUCAUGAGCCUGUUGUCUACUGCUUCCAUCUUUUUGCUUGUCAUUUACCUCCAAGGUUUCCGUGUCGAAUUGCCUGUCAAGUCUAACCGUCUUCGUGGUCAACGUGGUUCUUACCCUGUCAAGCUCUUUUAUACCUCCAACAUGCCCAUUAUGCUCCAAUCUACCUUGACUUCCAACGUCUUUAUGAUCUCUCAAAUGCUCUACAAGCGUUUCACUGAUAAUUUCUUGGUCCGUCUUUUGGGUACAUGGGAAGCCUUGGAAGGCACCUCUCAAUUGAACGCUGUUGGUGGUCUUGCAUACUAUCUUUCUGCCCCUCGCAGUUUGACCGCCGCUCUCUUGGAUCCCAUCCAUUUCGUCGUUUAUGCUGGUUUGAUGCUCUCUACUUGCGCUCUUCUUUCCAAAACUUGGAUUGAAAUCUCUGGAUCUUCUCCCCGUGAUGUUGCUCGUCAGCUCAAGGAUCAACAGCUCGUCAUUGCCGGCUAUCGUGAUACAUCCAUGUAUAAGGAAUUGAAGCGCGUGAUUCCCGUAAGUGCCUCGUUUGGUGGCGCUUGCUUAGGUGCUGUCAGUAUUCUUAGUGACCUGAUGGGAGCCAUUGGAAGUGGAACUGGUAUCUUACUUUGCGUUACCAUCAUCUAUCAAUACUUUGAGAUGUUUGCAAAGGAACAGAUGGAAGCUGGUGGAGGUUUAAAUGAGAUGAUCGGCGGUAUGUAA